This is a messenger RNA of Diospyros lotus (date-plum), 2048 nucleotides long. Its product is annotated as nuclear transport factor 2-like. Gene Ontology annotation, cellular component: ribonucleoprotein complex; cytosol. Gene Ontology annotation, molecular function: mRNA binding. Bases 275 to 1657 code for a protein of 460 amino acids. The record is from RefSeq and is a predicted model, not a curated record. Lineage: Eukaryota; Viridiplantae; Streptophyta; Magnoliopsida; Ericales; Ebenaceae. The transcript is spliced from 9 exons.
AAAGGCAGUGACAAAACCACCAACCAUUGGAAGACACUCAAAGCCUUUUCUCUUCUCCGUUCACUCUCUCUCUCUCUCUCUCUCUGAUUCUCAGAAUCCCAUUGCGUUUCGCAGUAGAAAACCCUCUUCUCUCUUCCUCUCCGACCGACUGGUUCGCCUCAGUUCAUGGAAUUUCUCAACCGUCUUAGGGUUUGAGGCGUUCUUCAGAUUUUCGGUCGCAUUGCGGAUUUAAUUGGAACUCUAGGCUUCCUAGGGUUCGUGCUUCGCGACCGUCAUGGCCACUCCAUUUGGCAUGUCGGUCACUGCGGCCCAGGUUGGGACUUACUUUAUUACGAAAUAUUACCAGAUACUUCAGCACCAACCUGAUUAUAUUUACCAGUUUUACAGCGAUGCCAGCACUGUGCUUCGGAUUGAUGGGAACAACAGGGAGGCUGCCAAAGGAAUGCUGCAAAUACAUAUGCUUGUUAUGUCUCUACAUUACACUGGAAUAGAAAUCAAGUCAGCUCAUUCCCUUGAGUCUUGGAAUGGAGGUGUCCUUGUGAUGGUUUCUGGUUCUGUGCAUAUCAAGGGCUUAAGUAGCGGGAGGAAGUUUAUACAGAGCUUCUUCCUUGCUCCACAAGAGAAAGGGUACUUUGUUCUCAAUGAUAUCUUUCACUUUAUUGACGAAGAAUCUGUUCACCACCUUCCAAUUGCCUAUUUAGACCAGGGAAAUCUUGAUUCUGAAGUAAUUGCUUCAGCUACUAAUCAAGAACCAGCAUUCAACUACAUGCUGGGUGGAGAAACAUUAAGAGAGCUUGUGGCUCCUGUUGAUAACGAAGAAAAUGGUCCAGUUGGCAAUUACAAUUUCUCAGAGGGACGGCUGGAGCACACCUCUGACGCUGACAGAAUAUUUGAAGACAAUUUUGAGCAGUCUACUGGUUCACUUCAAAAUUCAACCAGCCAUGUACAUGACCAUCUGUCCGCUCAUGUGGAGGAAUCUGUUAGGGAGCCCCAAAAGCAAACUUAUGCUUCUAUUGUUGCUAAAGGACCAUCUGCUGCAACAGCACCUCCUCAGAUGUCUUCUAGCAAGGGCACAUCUUCUGAGUUGGAAUGGAGUCAUGUACCCGAACCACCGAUUCAGCAGUCCAUUGCAUCAUCUGUUGGUGCUGAUCGUUGGGGGGAUGAUGCUGCAGAGGAGGAUUUAGCUCUGGCGGAUGAAGGUGAAAUAAAGUCAGUUUAUGUGAGAAGCUUCCCAUCAACUGUCUCUGCUUCUGAAAUAGAAGAGGAAUUUAAGAAAUUCGGUAAACUGAAGCUUGAUGCUGUGGCAAUUAGAAACCGAAAGGACGGAUUUUGUUAUGCUUUUGUUGAAUUUGAAGAUGUCACUGGUGUUCAAAAUGCAGUCAAGGCUUCUACAGUUGAGAUAGCAGGAUGUCAAGUAUUCAUUGAAGCACGUAGAGCAAAUAGAGUCAAUGCAUUUCAAGGAGGAAGACCAGGUAGAGCUAGAGGCUGGAGUGGCUAUCCAACAGGGGCACCAAGGGGAUAUUUUGGUGGUCGGGGUUCGGGUAGGGGACGUGCCCAUGAUGGGAGCAGCCGCGGUUACAGAAGACCAACACAACGUGGAAUCUACCGACCAGUUUCUGGGCAAGGGAGAGGGCGUUCAAGCGAACCAAGUGCCUAGAAGUAGGCGGCGGCGGCGGCAGCAACAGCAACAGCAACAGCGAGAGUGAAAUCAAGUAGAUGCAGUCGGAAGUAGAAAGUUUUGCUUCUUUAUGGCUCUGAAUUAGUCAAUGGCUCCUUAUAAUAUCUUGGACAUAUUUCAAAUAGAUGCAGUCGGAAGAAGAUAAAUAGUUUUUUUUUUUUUUUCUUUUUUGUCUUGGCAUGGCAAACAAUUUUGCAGGUCUGAUAAAUUGAACUUCUUACUUAGUGUCCUAAUCAAGAUGAAUAUCUUCUUAUGUCACUCCCAAACCCCCGUGUCACAUAGAUGUGUAGACAGUCUACUAGGAGAAACCAAACAACCAUGAAAUCUAAAAUCAUAAGAAGAGUUAGAUUCAACAAAGUUGACAUAUGCU